Molecule: messenger RNA, 3564 nt
Organism: Pundamilia nyererei
Lineage: Eukaryota; Metazoa; Chordata; Actinopteri; Cichliformes; Cichlidae
Gene: lgi3
Product: leucine-rich repeat LGI family, member 3
Exons: 9
Coding region: 546-2192 (548 amino acids)
Biological process (GO): regulation of exocytosis
Cellular component (GO): synaptic vesicle
Molecular function (GO): protein binding
Source: RefSeq, a predicted model, not a curated record
CACAUGAAGUCAUGCACGCACAUAUUGCCUGUGUCUUUGAUGCCUCCUUGUCUGCUCUCCUGACUGCAGAAGCUUGACAGGAUUCUGCACCUGAUGAGACGUCUUCUACAAGACCCUCUCAUCUUUAUCCCGUCUCUCCCUGCUGCUGCCGCUGUUUUAGAGGUUUUCUGCAUGCGUAAUAGUAAAUAAUUCACUGUCAGCGGCACUGCAAACAGGUCCUGGUGGAGAGAAAGCAGCCUCGCUCAUCAUUCCUGCAGUGGGCAUCCUGGCAGCAGCUCCUGACAGGGACACAGAAAAAGACUGCACAGAUCCAGGGAGGCUGCAGAGCACCCACGCCCACCGAGGAUACACAGGCUUACCCUUAUUCGCCCUCCUUUCUACCUUCCUUUCCUCUCUCACCCACAUCCCAUCUUAUCUCUCUCUCUCUUUUGUGCGCUUGUGCUGUAGACAAGCUGACCACCGCCUCUCAAACACGCCACUUGCUACUGAUCUAAAACUUUAAGAAGAAGCUCACUCAGACAGCUCCCCUUUCCUCCCGACCAACGAUGCUGGAAAUCGGACCAAGAUGGGUGAGGCUAGCCUGCUUGUCGGUUCUGUGUCUGUUUCUCUGCCUGCCGGGGCAGUCAGACAGCAGGAGAGCCCCAAAGAUACCCCGCUGCCCUGCAACCUGUUCCUGCACCAAAGACAGUGCCUUCUGUGUGGAUACCAAGGCUAUCCCCAAGAGUUUCCCCCCUGGAAUCAUCUCUCUGACAAUGGUGAACGCAGCCUUCACUACGAUCCCUGAGGGAGCCUUCUCACACCUUCACUUGCUGCAGUUCCUACUCUUGAAUUCCAACACCUUCACUACUAUAGCUGAUGAUGCUUUUGCUGGUCUGGCUCACCUGCAGUACCUGUUCAUUGAGAACAACGACAUCCAGGCUCUCUCGAAGCAUACCUUCAGAGGACUCAAAUCUCUGACUCAUCUCUCUCUCUCAAACAACAACCUGCAGCAGCUGCCCAGAGAUCUCUUCAAACAUCUAGACAUCCUCACAGAUCUAGACCUGCGUGGGAACUCUUUCCGCUGUGACUGUAAAAUCAAGUGGCUUGUAGACUGGAUGGAGAAGACCAACACUUCUGUUCCCGCCAUCUACUGCGCCAGCCCCUUUGAAUUCCAAGGACGCAGAAUCCGCGACCUUACACCACGAGACUUCAACUGCAUCAGUGCAGAUUUUGCAGUGUACGAAACCUUCCCUUUCCACUCUGUGUCAGUUGAGUCCUAUGAGUUCAAUGGAGAUCAGUUUGUGGCCUUUGCUCAGCCUGAUUCGGGGUUCUGCACCCUGUAUAUAUGGGAUCACGUGGAAAUGGUUUUCAGGAGGUUUCACAACAUUACCUCUCGUUCCGCCGUGUACUGCAAACCCGUGGUGAUUAACAACACACUUUACAUGGUCGUGGCUCAACUUUUCGGUGGAUCUCACAUAUACAAGUGGGAAGAGGACCCGCAGCGCUUUGUAAAGAUCCAAGACAUUGACACCAGUCGAGUAAGGAAGCCCAACUUUGUGGAGACCUUCCAGCUGGACGGCGAAUGGUACUUUGUGGUAGCAGACAGCUCCAAGGCGGGCUCCACUAGCAUUUAUCGGUGGUACAGCAAUGGUUUCUACUCCCACCAGUCCCUCCAUCCCUGGCAUCGAGACACCCACGUCGAGUUCCUUGACGUUGGGGGAAAGCCUCAUCUCAUCCUCUCCAGCGCCUCUCAACCACCGGUGGUUUACCAGUGGAACCGAAGCCAAAAACAGUUUGCUUUCCACUCGCAGAUCACAGAGCUGGCCGAUGUACAGAUGGUUAAGCACUUCUGGGUGAGGAAAGUUCUUUACCUCUGUCUAACACGCUUCAUCGGUGACUCCAAGAUCCUCCGCUGGGAAGGGCAGCGUUUUGUGGAAAUCCAGACUCUCCCCUCCAGGGGCUCAAUGGCAGUGUAUCCUUUCAUCGUGGGCCUUCGCCAGUACCUCAUUCUUGGAAGCGAUUUCUCCUUCUCCAGGGUAUACCUGUGGGAUGAUCUCACUCAGCGCUUUCAGCCCUUCCAAGAGCUCAACAUGAGAGCCCCAAGGGGGUUCAAUUUGGUGUCCGUGGACAACAAGGAUAUCCUGCUUGCCGCCAGCUUCAAAGGCAACACCCUAGCCUACCAGCACCUGGUGGUGGAUCUCAGUGCCAAGUAGACACGUUCGAGCAACAAGAGGUGUUCCUGGAUAUGUGUCAAACGUGCCAAACGAGUAAAAGACUGUUUUUGCCAUGGAAAUAAAAGUCUGCUGUUUCCUCUGAUGUUUUAAGCGAGGCAAUUAAUUAAAAGAGUAUUUAAACUAUUUUUAUGCACUAUCCCUUGAUAUCUGAAAGAAUAACAUGUUCUUUGACUUAAUAACACAAGUGUCAUGUCAUUGCUGCAUCACUGCUCCAGGUAAUGUUGUUUUUGGAUUACGUUGUAUAUCAUACUAAUGUGACAAUGAGAUGCAUGUGCAUCUACUGGAUCAUUCACUGGUAAUUGUACAAUUGACAGUAAAUCUUCAUCAGUUUUCUAACUUCCAACAUCUUGGCUAGCUGAUCUGAGUAGCUACUUGCAUGACAUUGUAUAUCUCUAUAAAACAAUGCAAUAACAUAAAUCCUUGACUAUCUUUAUCUUUACAAAUGAGAUAUUCAUGGAUCUGUUUUGGAUCUGCAUUUCUAACAAAGUGUCAGAGCAGAUCUGAGGACGCAUGAGAAACAAACUAAACACAGAAACUACGUAGACCUACUUGAGCAUUGGGCAGUUCGGUUUUCUUAUGAUGUUUAUAAGAUGAGUUUACACAGACAUUCACUGAUUUUGUUAUGCUGCAGAUUUCCCUGCUUUUCAUGACAUUGGGACUUAAAUAAUGGCUGAGUUGGAGGUCAUGUACAAAACUUUGGGAUUUGUGGGAGCAAUACCAUACCGUCUCUCUUUCUUCUUCUUUUGGCUGCUCCCGUCACAAAAGCAGCUCAUCUGCCUCCAUUUCAUCCCAUCCCUAGGAUUCCCCUCUGUCACACCAACCCUCUGUUUUUUCCUCUUUCACUACCUCUGUGAAUCUUCUCUGCGGUCUGAACCUUUCCUCCUGGCCGGCAGCUCCAUCUUCAACAUCUUUGUCCAGUAUACCCACUAUCUCUACUCUGCACAUGUCCCAACCAGCGUCGCCUUUCUAACUCUGUCUCCACGUAUUCAUUUCUAAUUCUGACAGCUUGCCCUCUUGUCUUUCUGUCAUUUCUUGUCUCCAAACUAACUGCCUCUCACACCUCCACCCGCUCCACCCUGCCUUCACUCUCUUCUUUACCUCUCUUGUGCAUUGUCUGUUGCUUUGGAUGGUAGAUCCCAGGUAUUUAAACUCCUUUCACGUUUCCCAACUAUCCGACACUCUCUAUGGAACUAUAACAAAAUCACUGAAUUAUAAGACAAGGUCAAGAUCCUGUCGCAGUCUAUGCUUUGAACAGUCAUAAACUGUAUUAAUUCUUGCUGUGUACAUCUGCACAUGACUGGGAUGGCUGUAUAAUUAAAUCCUAUAAUUAAUUAAAUAUGGGCUCCAAAUA